Molecule: messenger RNA, 849 nt
Organism: Penicillium mononematosum
Lineage: Eukaryota; Fungi; Ascomycota; Eurotiomycetes; Eurotiales; Aspergillaceae
Product: class I SAM-dependent methyltransferase
Exons: 1
Coding region: 1-849 (282 amino acids)
Source: RefSeq, a predicted model, not a curated record
AUGUCACAGACCGUUGAAGCCUUUCCUGCAACUAUCGCCUACCAUCUGGACACUGAUGAGCUAGCCAGUCAAUACGAGGCGACAAGCGGCAAAGCCCAGUACCAGACAGGAAUUGUUCUUUUACGUGAACUGUCCGUCAAUCCAGGAGUCUGCGUUCUUGAUAUCGGAUGCGGCACUGGGCUUCUGGCAGCUCAUAUCGCCUCUCUCGCUGUUCCUCAUGGGCGGGUUGUUGGGAUUGACCCGCUUACCAAGCGCAUCGAUCUUGCGCGCAAGAAAAUCAGCCCCGACUUGGAGGAUACUUUGUUUUUCGAAUAUGGUGUUGCUCAAGACCUUUCCAGAUUCGGGAGUGAGAGUUUUGAUGUCGUUGUUAUGAACUCAGUCAUGCCUUGGUUAACACAAGAACAACAACUUGAAACCCUUCGAGAAGUGUUUCGCGUACUGAAGCCCGGUGGUCGUCUAGGUGUCGCAGGCGGAUCUGGAGAUCACCCCAACUAUUUCUACGAAAUUAGGAGGCGAAUACUAUCCAAAGACCCCUAUCGGAUUUAUUAUCCUGACAUCACUAUCGGGGCUCCCAAAAGGAUUGCUGCGGAUGCCCUAACCAUUUUGACUAGAGAGGCGGGGUUUUCGUCAAGCAGGGUAUGGUUCGAUUCUAGUGCGCUUGUGGUGCAAACCAAGGAGGAACUAUUGCAAAUGGCGACAUCAAGCUCCUUCGGCAAUUACGUGGGAAAGCUGCCCAGCGAAAGACAGCUGGCUGCGCAGGAAGAGAUCAUGCGUGAAUUCGAGCAGUACCAUAAGGGAGGACACUUCGAGAUACCCAUAACUACUCUCAUCGCGGUGAUAUAUAAAUAG